Entamoeba invadens IP1 is the source of this 1506-nucleotide messenger RNA. RefSeq lists its product as hypothetical. The record is from RefSeq and is a predicted model, not a curated record. Gene Ontology annotation, molecular function: guanyl-nucleotide exchange factor activity. The coding region runs from base 1 to 1506 and encodes 501 amino acids. The transcript has a single exon. NCBI's taxonomy places the organism in Eukaryota, Evosea, Mastigamoebida, Endamoebidae.
AUGAAACAACUUUCUGCAAGCCCAGACCUAUUGCCACUCACACCUCGAACAAACGAACUCUAUAAGAGAAAACGAAUGGCAGACAGAAUAGAGUUUCCAGACGUUAUAGAAAUGCAAGAGUACAUCACUGUACUGGAAGAAAUAGUACAACGGAAAAACGAAAUAGUUCAAGAUUUACUACAGAACAAAAAUAAGUAUCAAGCAAUUGAUAAUUUAAGAAUUUGUGAAGAGCCAAUAAAAUGUGCGGAUGCUUCAAUGGACUUUUUACUCACUUUAAUAGAAGACAACCCAUUAGAAAUUAAGACGAAAAUUAUUAAAAGGUGGCAAACCAUAUUAGAAAACAAGACGGACUUUACGAAAAAGAGCUUUUUAAAUUUCAAAGCAAAACCAAAACCCAAAUUUGAGUACUCUGAAAUCUCCGAAGUUUCGGAGUCCGACUCCGACGUGUCAACUUUACAACCACUGGACGGGAUUGACCAAGUCCGUUGUGAACUUCCAAAAGCUAAAUCGAAUCACGAGCUUUAUUUAGCGCUAUUGACAGACUUUUCCUCGACACAACGGAUAUACUACGAUCAACUGCAAAUCCUCACGCAACUCUUUAUAUCACCGCUAAGAAGUCAAAACACUAAUUCAGUUGCAAUUAAAAAACUUGAUGAGACUAUUCCGGGUAUAAUGGCACUCGAGAGGAAGAUAUCAAGGGCACUCCAAUUGAAAGAAAGUAACAUGUGGGAGAUCAUUAGAGCGUCUGUGAAGGAGAUGCGGAUAUACAUCCCGUACAUCACCUCGCGAUUCAUUUACCGGUCGGAGGUCGUCGAGAAUUGUAUGGGUCUCAAUUUCAAAGAGGCGCAGAGUAAAUUACUGGCAGAGUACACGGCGAAGAACGGAAACAUCCAACUGUUACCCGUCACGGCGUAUUUGGACGCACCGGUGAACAGGUUUUUGAAGUAUCCGAAGAUCUUCGAGAACCUCCUCGGAGCGAUUGAUAACAAAAGCAGUGAAUACCCGUUGCUGACGUCGUGUUAUACGAACUUGAACAAAUUGAAUAAGAAAUUGCAAAUCAGUAAAAACACGAUUGAAAUGUCGAACUCGUUGUAUCAACUGCAAACAUUGUUUAAACAAAAAACCGUCUUCAUGAAGGACAGAAUGUUGGUCCACUUUGGACCACUCAAAAUCGUCGAGGAGAAAAACGACUGGAGAAUGUGCUUCUUGUUCAAUGACGUUUUCAUUGUCGCUAAUGCAAUGGUCCCUAAUAAAAGUGACGACGUCGACUUGAUGAUGAAAUUUGAAAACGUGCCAAGUGGAAAGAAUGUGGAGUGUCUUAAAAAAUACAUCUUUGAAGAAGAGUCGAGGUUUUACUUGAACAAUGUGACUAUUAAAAAUGUGGUUGAUACGCCUUACGUGUCUAAUAUGUUUAUGAUAAAGUCAGGCGAAGCAGUUAUACACUUGUCGUGUUAUGGACUUAAAGAAAGGUUAUUGUGGACUACAAAUAUUAAUGCACUCUUAUAA